GGGGGUGGGGAGCCGGAGGACCUGCAGGAGCCUCACUCUUGAGGAAGAUUAAUCAUUUGUGAGCCCCACCGAGAACAGAGAGGAUGGCCUCGAAGCCCGAGAAGAGGGUUGCCUCGUCUGUCUUCAUCACGCUGGCACCGCCGCGUCGAGAUGAGGCUGUGGCUGCGGAAGUGCGGCGGGUGGCUUGCGAGGCCCGGCCCGGCCCCUCCCGGGGGCCUCCCGCUCCCACCGAGGCUACCGGCCCUCGGCCCCCGCCUGCCCCAGGCCCCCCAGCGGUUCCACCUCAGCUCUCCAACGGAGGGUGUUCUCCCCCCCCACCGCCCCUGGAUGGCGAGGACUCACUCCAGGACCUGGACCUCCUCCCACCUCCGCCGCCGUCCCCGGAUGAGGAGCCCCCUGCCUCGAUGGGGGCCUCCCUCAUUUCGGACUUAGAGCAGCUGCACCUGCCCCCACCCCCGCCACCACUGCAGUCCCUGGAAGAGAGGCCGCCCCUCCAGCCGUGGCCCAGUCCUCCCGGCCCUGCACAGGAAGAGCUGCCGCCUCUCCCCGAAGACCCUGCUGGCUUCCACGAGAGAGAGGUGUCCACAGACGUCUGUGCCUUCUGCCAUAAGCCCGUGUCCCCCCGAGAGCUGGCCGUGGAAGCCAUGAAGAGGCAGUACCAUGCCAGGUGCUUCACAUGCCGCAUGUGCCGCCGCCAGCUGGCCGGGCAGAGCUUCUACCAGAAGGAUGGGCGCCCCCUCUGUGAAUCCUGCUACCAGGACACCCUGGAGAAGUGUGGCAAGUGUGGCCAGGUGGUCCAGGAACACAUCAUCCGGGCGCUGGGCCAGGCCUUCCACCCCGCCUGCUUCACGUGCGUCACCUGCGCCCGCUGCAUUGGCGACGAGAGCUUCGCCCUGGACAACCAGAACGAGGUGUACUGCCUGGAUGACUUCUAUAGGAAAUUCGCCCCCGUGUGCAGCAUCUGUGAGAACCCCAUCAUCCCCCGAGACGGGAAGGAUGCCUUCAAAAUCGAGUGCAUGGGGAGGAACUUCCAUGAAAACUGCUACCGGUGCGAGGACUGCAGGACCCUGCUGUCUGUGGAGCCCACAGACCAAGGCUGCUACCCGCUGAACAACCGUCUCUUCUGCAAGCCGUGCCACGUGGAGCGGAGUGCCGCCGGGUGCUGCUGAGGGUGCCCGCCGGGCCCUGGCCUGGGAGGGGGCGAGGGGGAGCCUUUCCUGACUCAGUUUGCCUUUCUGACCCACUUUUGCACACUUUUCCUUCUGAGCCAUGACAAGGGCCAGCCUGCAGCUCUGCCCUUCGUGUCCAGGAUGCGGGGGGCUGAGCCACCCGAGCCCCCUCCCAGCUCAGGGCUGGCGGACAGAGCCCCUCAAAGUUUUCACUCCUUCUGCCCUCUGGGCUCUGGAAGUCUUCCGUACCAUGAAUAUCACGGCCAGAGUUCCCAUCCCCUGGCCUCUAGCCCCUCUUGAGCGGUGGCCUUGACCCCCAUUUCCAUAGGUGAGUUGGGGUGAGUCUCUAGCGGACACCCUGUGCCCCUAGCAGCAACACUUGAGCUGUCCGCUAGGGGGCGCUAAGACCAGCCCUGGCUUGCCUGAAGCUGUUUGAGGAGACCGCCAAGGUCCUCCUUAAAAAGUCCCCCCUCCCUUUUUUUUUAAUUUGAGAUUUAAAUCAUGAGAAACAUUCUUUGGAUUUGGGGCAAGGUGGGGAUCUUCAUAGGAAAUGUUUCAUAAAUGUACGAGAAUCUGACCUAGUGGUGGCAGCCGUAGACUUCUCACCGGGGGGGACAUAUUCUGACAUGUCAUGGGCACCAGACCCCGGCAUGAACUUGAACAGCGGGGGCAGGAGGAGAGGGUGCUGGAUGCUGAUGUCCAAGGAUGACCGCAGCCCCUCCUCCCUGCCUCUGGAGCUCCUCCCUGGUGCGACAGUGAUUCAACAGACAUUGAUGAAGUGCCAAUCAUUUGCUGGGGGACAGGGUACCAGGAGCUCUGCGUGCUCCUCCUACAGCCUUGACUGGGGUCGUGCACACAGACCCCCACAUGCAUGCACUCCUCCAAGGGCGGUGCCAGGGCUGGCCGUUCAGCCCCCCAUUUAUCCCCCACCCCCAAGUCCGACUUGGACCCUCCGACCCAGGCUGCCUUGUGACCCCUGCUUCCUCAAGGCUGUACCUAGAAGCCUCUUCUUCCCUUUUAAGGAAAAUCACUUUGUUGCUUUGUAACGUCUAAGACAUUUUGUAGAGCACGAACAAACAAAACAAAAAGUGCUUCCCUCCCUGAGUCAUCUGGACACCCCACACGCUCCCGAGUUUCUCUGGAGAGCCCCUCAAGGGCCUCCGAGCAGAGCCCAGACUCUUGCUCAAAGCUUGGGGAGUGAGUCCCCCGACUCGGGACCCUCCCAUACCACCUCCACAAUUUUUGUCCUGAGGAUCUCCUAGUCUCUUAUUCCUUAAUAUUUUCUUUGACACACACCUCCUUUUUACUUUUACUUACUUCAAACGUUAGUCUUGUGCUAUGCAGUAUAUCCUGCAGUCACAUGUCGAUGUGCUAGUUUUUUCCUGUUACAUGUGAAAAUAAACGCGUACCUAGUAGGA
This is a messenger RNA of Suricata suricatta (meerkat), 2587 nucleotides long. It is a transcript of the gene FBLIM1, whose product is annotated as filamin binding LIM protein 1. Gene Ontology annotation, biological process: cell-cell adhesion. The coding region runs from base 84 to 1169 and encodes 361 amino acids. Gene Ontology annotation, cellular component: focal adhesion; stress fiber. Lineage: Eukaryota; Metazoa; Chordata; Mammalia; Carnivora; Herpestidae. The record is from RefSeq and is a predicted model, not a curated record. The transcript is spliced from 8 exons. Gene Ontology annotation, molecular function: filamin binding.